Cimex lectularius (bed bug) is the source of this 2036-nucleotide messenger RNA. RefSeq names its product SH3 domain-containing protein 19. Gene Ontology annotation, molecular function: protein binding. The transcript is spliced from 8 exons. Bases 261 to 1436 code for a protein of 391 amino acids. Lineage: Eukaryota; Metazoa; Arthropoda; Insecta; Hemiptera; Cimicidae. The record is from RefSeq and is a predicted model, not a curated record.
AAAAAAGAAAAAACAGUUCCCGGAACUCCUGGACUACUUCGGAGUUCAGAGCCCUUCGACGGGCGACUCACUCUUAAUUAUGAAAUAGUCUAUCCUUGAAAUAGGAGAAAAGAGGAACAUUUCGGGGUCGGCCGUCGGCUCCUGGCCGGAUUUUGCGCAAAAGGCUCGCCGAGAUUUAAAAAAAAAAAAAAAAAAGCGGGGCGACACUUGACAACAAACACGUCGUUGUCUGCCUACUGCCAGUUAUCAUCACAACGGUCAUGGCAUCACACGGCACAGGGCUGAAGGUGCCGACGCGGCCAGCGCCAGGGCUCCCGAAUAACAGGAAAUCAGGAAGGAACUUGGAGACCGAGGAGUGCGUGGACCCAUUUAGCCCAGUCAAGCAGAAAACGAGCGCAAAAUCUGACAAGAAAGUCCCACCACCUCGUCCUCCGCCGCCGAAACUUCAACAACAAAUCCAGACAAGUAGGAGUAUUUUUGGCACAAGUAAAAAGAAACAACAGAAAGUCGCAGCAACUGCAGUAGUCAAGCCGAUGCCGCCACCUCCUGUAACAAUACCGACUGGAACUCUAAUAGAUUUGCAGUCACCACCAAGUAGCCCGUUGUUUGAAAAUAAAUUGAAAAACAGUCUUUCUUUUAGUAAAAACACAAUCACAAAAACGUCACAACCGGAAAGUGGUUUUGAAGAUGAUUUCAACUCUCUCAUAUCAUCAUCGGCGACCAGCCCAAGCAACGAUCCGUGGUCGAACAGUUCGGACUUAUCUCCAUCACCAACUAACUUCCAGAAUCAGCUGAAGCCAAAAUCCAAGCCAAUCAAUAUGUCCAAACCAACCAUAAUUUGUGUUCUGACGGACAAAGGCAAACCGAUGAGGCCACCUCCGCCUAAGGCUUGCUUCGGUUCGAGGGAAGAUUUAAAAAUAUACACAGAGAAAGAAGGCUCUCCACCUAUGCCGUCAUGCCCUCCGCCGCCACCGCCUCCAGAAGUCCUUGGAGUGCUUCUCAACGGUCCCAAAGUCCCACCAAGGCCCUCUGGAACAAGUGCAAUCAAGGACGAGGAGCCAUAUUGUGUAGCUUUAUAUGACUUUGCAUCAACCCAUCCUGAUGAUUUACCAUUUAAAGCAGGAGACAAGAUAGUUUUGACGGAGCAGGUAAGCGAGGAAUGGCUCAAGGGCAAGCUUGAUGGCAAAGAGGGCAUCUUCCCCAAGAGCUAUGUUGACGUGAUCGUCCCAGUUGACAAUUACACAAAAGGAAAAAUGAAAGUCAUAGCCGUAUUUCCAUUCAAGGCAGAAACGUGGGAUGACCUAGAGUUGAAUGAAGGGGAUAAAGUGGAUGUUAUAAAAUGGAUCAAUGAUGACUGGCUGUACGGUGAGUCCGAAGGAAAGAGGGGACAGUUUCCAUUCUGUUUCGUACAAGACAUAACUGAUUUUGAAGAUUGAUGGUUUCCUUUCAAUCUAUACUCUUUUAAAUUUGUGAUUAAGCAGUAAGCACGUCUUUCUGUUCAAAGCCAAUGGCCUGUCCAACGAAUACGCACUAUUUACCUCUUUAUUUAUAUAUUCUUUUUUUUUUUUAAAUAAGGCUAACCAAAAUUUUGCAAUAAAUAAAUAACAAUGUACUUAAGAGGACCAAUUUUUGUAAAUAAAAAGCUUUAAUUAUUACAUAAACUCAAUGCUAUUGUUUGUUUUUUUUCUAUAUGUAUGUGAUAACAUUUUUCUUGCUUUUCAAUAUGAAAAGUGAAUUGUGUAUUAGUAAAAACAACAUUCAAAACCACUGGAUGGAAGAUCUAUUUUUUAUACUAAGCAUGUGUGAUGUGUGGAAAUUUGAAAUAAAACAUUUUGUAAUUAAUAAAUAUAUGUAUAUGCAAUUUAAGGGAAAAAAGUACUGCGUUCUUAGUUUGUAUUUUUGUAAGCAGAAGAAAUGCCCUAUUUAAUAGUUUUGCAUUAUUGUUUUUCAUUUAUAUAAUAAAUGUAUUGUUAUCAUGUAUUCUAAAAAUCAAAAUCUGUAUAUUUGUUACCAUUAUAUUUGAUAUUAAUAUUUUA